CCCCUUGGUUUUGCUCAUAACAGUCAAAGUAACAGAAAAGUUUCAGUCACUCGCGCCCAAGUUAAUUGUCACAAAGACCGUGUUGACAGUGCUAAGGCUGAGCUAAUCCCACCAGCAGCAGCAGCAGCAACAACACAGAACAGGCUGGCAGAGAGCAGCACAAUAGAAAGACAGAGAAGGCCUUGUUGACACGCAAAGGACUGAGGGAGUGAUUAUCAAUCAAGCUGAUGGCACAUCCACAGAGAGCCGAUCCGGCUAGCGUGAAGUCCUGAUGCACAAGAGCUGAGAGACGACUCACGUCACUGAAGCACCACCCACACACCGGAAGGAGAGAAUCUGCAGCGUGAGCGGAAGAAGCAAGCCAGCCGGAAAGACCCGAAGGAGACAACUGCUCCCGUCCGCCGCUCCGGAAAGUGCCGAGAAAACCGGAAGAAGCGAGAAGUGCCGGAAGAUCCGAACAGCGGGUCAUCUUCCCUUGCCAGGCAGGUAAUGCGGGACGGUGUUGGGAGGUGACAUGUUGCUAGCUCUCCUAGAAAGUUGAAGAAGCAGCGCUGCCAUCAUGAAUUUAAGAUGUGCUGAGCACCGGAACCCUACACAGCGCAAAUGUGGCAAAUCAUUUUGUUACUGCAACUUCAGCAACCACUUUGCAGAGCUGCAAAGUAACAAAGAAAUCUACAUGUUCCAUAUCUGAAAGCCAAAAUCAUAAUUCUGAACUAAAGCAGAUGCUGUACUUACAGUUCCAACAUCAGCUACCAGGAGACUGACCAUAAACUCAUGAAUAUCCACCAAGCAAACCCAUCUUCUAGACAUGGUGUCCAUUCCAUCAAAGAUGCCCCUGAGGUAGAAUUAGUCAAUAUGCUUGAAGAUCAGCUGCCUCAGUAUAAGUUACAAGUGGACUCCUUGUAUAUUUAUGACGACCAAGACCUCAUCCAGUCACAAGCACACCAAAGCAAUGUGCUCUGCAACCUUUCUCCUGUCCUUGCCGAAGAUCCCUUCAGAUACACGAAUUUUACGGAACAUUCCUCCAACCUGUUGGAUGAGGCUUUUCAGGCCAGCCAGUGUUCCCAAGUUUCGGGAUCAGAGAGAGUGGAACAGUUGAGCAGAAGCUAUGACAGUGAUAUGCUCAGCCAUCUGCUGACAGAGCGUGAUAGGGACCUAGAGCUUGCCGCUCGCAUUGGUCAGGCCCUUCUGAAAAGGAACCACAACUUGUCUGAGCAGAAUGAAUCUUUGGAAGAGCAGCUGACGCAAGCACUUGAUCAUGUCAACCAACUCCAGCAUGAAUUGUCCAAGAAAGAAGAUCUCCUUAGAGUUGUGUCCAUUGCCUCAGAGGAGAGUGAGACCGACUCCAGUUGCUCUACCCCUUUGCGUUCCAAUGAUUCUUUUACUAUUUCGCAUAGCCUGAUGCAGCUGGAAAAUUUGAAUGGGAAACUCAGAGAACUAGAAGAAGAGAACUUUUCUUUGCGCUCAAAGGCUAGCCACCUAAAAACAGAAACAAUAACAUAUGAGGAAAAAGAACAACAAUUGGUUAUUGACUGUGUGAAGGAAAUACGGGAAUCCAGUGUUCACAUUAGCAAGCUGACAGAGGAGCUAGCAAGUAAGUCGGAGGAGAAUGUUCGAUACCAAGAGGAAAUAUCAACAGUGCUCUCUCAAGUUGUUGAUCUUCAGCAUAAGCUAAGAGAGAGUGCAAUUGAGAAGGAAGAGUUAAGAAUCCACUUGCAGGCUUCUAAGGAGGCCCAGAGGCAACUUACUGCUGAGCUCCAUGAGUUACAGGACAGAAAUGCAGAAAUCCAGGGGAUGCUACAGGAAAACCAAGAGGAGUUAAAAAUGAUGAGAUGCAAAGCCAGCCCCUCUGCUCUUCUCAGGCGCCCCCAGUCCUGUAGUAUUUUUCCAGUGGACUCACUGGCAGCUGAGAUUGAGGGCACAAUGCGAAAAGAAUACAGUAUGGAUGAAGAAUCUUCCUAUGGAGUACGAAAGAGUCAGCCAAAGCGUGUCUUCGAUACCGUAAAGGUUGCAAAUGAAGUACGUGGCAGAUCUUCGUCAUAUCCACUUCCUUUGCCAAUACCUGGUUCAAACCAUUCCGGUGUGGUGAUGACGGCUGUGCCUUUUGGUUCUAAUAUGACAGAAGAGAAGAAGAAAAGCAAAGCUAUUUUAUUUCAGGAAGAUGCAGAAGAAAAUAAACUUGCUAAGAACCCUCCAAAGCCAGAGGUGUUGGGAAACAGCUUGGAAGUUGCCCUACACAGACUUCACCUCAGGAGACAAAACUAUAUUAGUGAGAAGCAGUUCUUCAGGGAUGAAUGUGAAAGGAAGUUAAAGCUUUUGGAGGAUGAAGAGGAUAACAGUGGGUGUAGCACUCCAACUAAUAGUGUUCUGUCAGUGGAAACACACCACUCAGAUGUUACAGAUGGUUCUGCUUCGUCCAGUUCCUUGCGCAGCCUCCUUCCAGAAAAACUUCAGAUUGUCAAACCUCUAGAGGGCUCCCAAACUCUCUUCCACUGGCAACAGCUGGCUCAGCCAAAUCUUGGUACAAUUUUGGAUCCCCGACCCGGAGUCAUGACCAAAGACUUCAAACCACUUCCAGAGGAUGCUGAGUACCACCUCUGCGACUUAGAGGAAGAUGAGAAGGAUGAUGAGGAGGAGGAGGGAGGCAUAAUAUUUCAAGUGCAAAAAAGGGAAGAAGAUGUGCCAAACAACACUUUAAGUAUUUUCUUGCCACCCGUUGCUGCCUCGCCCUCUUCAUCAUCAGCAAUAAACCCUGGCAAGUUGCAGGGCUGCACAAAUUCAACAUUCACCUUUACCACCUGCCGGAUAAUGCAUCCUUCUGACAUCACUCAGGUUACCCCCAGCUCCAUGUACACGCCAUUGUCUUUUGGAGGCAGCAGUACAUGUACAACAAGCACAUUUGUUGGCUCUCACACUACUACUUGUCGGUUGAGUGUUGGCGAGGCAAUAAACAAAAGAUGCGACAGCACAAGUACUUUCAGCAGUACCAGUAACUUAACCAGACUCUUGCAAGAACAAGGAAUAUCAGCAAAGCUGGACAAGCCCCUUGAUGGAGAGAAGCCACAACCUUUACGCCCAAACAAUUUGGCUCUUCCUUCCACCCCACCCAAUUCCCCUUCCAAUUCCCCCUCCCCUUUGACAUCUGAGGCACAGGAAAAUCCAUCUGAAAGCUUUCUAGCGGUUUCCAGACCAGCUGAGAGUUUCCUGCAGGAAAUGUAUGGCUUUAAAUUAAGCAAGAAGCAGCCUGAUGUGGGGCAGCAGAAGAUGAAUUUGGUGGAUCGACUUAAGAGAUUGGGUAUUGCAAGAGUGGUUAACCAGGCAGCAACAGGUGACACAGAGCCAAACUCAGCACUUUGCAAUGGUUUACGACGCCACGAGUCUGCUGUUUUUAUUGGAACAAGUAGUAGUUUGUUAAGUGGACUAAGAAGGAAUCAGAGUCUUCCGACUCUUAUAGGUGGUCUCGUACCGCCCGUUUGCACAUCCUCUCCGAAAAUGGAUAGCUUAAAAGAAGACUGAAAAAGUACACUUUAGGCUCAAUAUGCGUAAUCAAGAAGGAACUCAGAAUGCAAUGCAAAACUAGGUUUGAGAGGUCUCUGAAUGUAGAAUGAAAGAAGGAAUUAUAGGUGAGCUAGAAAAGAUAAGGUGAACAGUAAGUGAAAAGGUUAGUCAAUAGACUAAAUGUUUAUGAUCAGAAGGACCAAUGCAAGUGAUGCUUGAAGGAUUAAGAAUAGUCCAUUUAAAAUGUAUUUGAAAGUCAUUGAAGAGCCAGAGUAAAAUUAAAGCUUAAAAAACUGUAGAUGUGAACCUCUCUUUUACCAGUGUGCUUGUCCAAUGGAAACCCUUUUCAGAUUCUUGUAACUAUUGUGAGUUAGUACAGUGACAGUAGGCUGUAUUUGUAAAAGCUUUUUAUCAGCUGCUGCAUAUUUCUGUGCCAUUUUAAUUGUGCAGGUAGAAAUAUUUUACUUCCCUUUCCAACGAAGCUUAUUAUAUGAGGAUCUGCAGAACUACGGACAAAGGAAAAUCUUGAACAUAUGAGAUGAAUCUGUUACAUAAAGUGUUAAAGAUCAAAAAAGCAUCAAAAAGGCGGAUUGCUUUUUUCUAUAAAAUACCACUACUGGCUGAACAGCAGUUAUUUUUUGUUUUGCAGUUUAAUCAAACGUCCCAGCAGAUAAUGGGAGAGGGUUGAACGCCUAUGAUGGGUAAGCGGCAUAAAUCUAGAAAGCUCUAGGAAACAGCCAUGCUGGAUUUAUUUCCUCCUUUUCUGAUUGUUAAGGCAUAGAAAAAGGGAUAUAUAACUUGCCAUUGGGCUGGACGUCGAAAAACUGAUAAAACAGAUAACGGUUGCACGUUUCUGCUAGUAAAGGAAAUUUUAAUUCACUCUCCUAAAAUGGAGACAAAGCACAAAAUGAGUUUUGUUUGAAAACGAAAUUGAUAUUGGUUCAGGCAAUGAAGAGACCAUUCAGUGUCUUCCCCAGACUGAAUCUUAGUGGAGAUGAAGGAUCUUUCAUUUUUGUUUCCCCCCAUAGUCCCUAAUAUUUAUAUUUCCAUGAGCUAUUGUCUGUAAAAACAAUUUAUACCGUUGAUAAUGCGAUUGCAACAGUCCCGGGCAUGUUAUCAAAAUUAUUUGUAUAUGUUAGUGUAAAUACUAAUCAGCCAGUUAACAUUCUGUAGUGCAGUGUUUAUAAUCUAGUAAUGUUAAGCUUUUGAACCUGUUCCCUAGCAGACACAUCGUGAAUUAUUGCAAUAUUGUUUGUGGGCUAACACAGCUACUAUAGGAUUACAAAGUAGGGCAAGAAAGCUCUAAACCUUACUGCAUGCAAUAUAUAUUUACUUUCUGGCUUUGCUUUAGAUUCUAGCUCUAAUGUAUUUAUCUUGCUACAUGUUAUCAAUAGGCAAAAGGUUAGAAAAGGAAAGUCAGGCAAAACUAAAAUAUUUACUGCCCGGUAAAGCUUAUCUUUGCAGGCCUGCUUGCUGUACAGUAAUAAAAUGUUUAUUCAAGUGCCGAAACUAAGGCAGUGAUAUCUGUCCUGUGCCCCCCCCCCCAUGUGUUGUUAAACUACAGCUUCCAGUCUCACGAUAUCUUAAUGCUAUAAGAACAUGCAGGGUGUUGGAAUUCUGCUCGAGCUGAAGGAAAGCAAGUUUUGACAACCCUGAAAUAAUGCGUAAGGCAUUAUUUUGCACUAAAGAGCCAAAAAGGGACACUCUUCACAGAGAUUUGGUUUUUCAGGGAAAAUGAAAGAACGACUUUCUGAAUGUACAAGAGAAAAUGAAGUAGAGGAGAUAGCUAUACCAUUAUACUGUUAAUGUAUCAAUGAGAUGUAGUAAGGAAAAACCAAUCUAUUUAUUUACCUACCUCUGUGUUGGUUUCUUCCCCCAUAAACUUUUAGCAGACCUACAUAGCCUUCAGCUUCUCAUCUAUAUUUACUGUUUGUAGCACAUAGUAUAAUUCUAAUCUGUUGUCCUUAUGCAGUAUUACAAAAAAGUCACAUUGAAUUAUAUAUUGGACCCAAACUACAAAUCCAUUCACUUACAGAACAUCAGGUCUAUAAUUGUGACUGGCUUCUGUCUCUAGGAAUCUUUCCUGUUUUUCUUGGUGUAGGGACAUUCCUGAUACAAUUAGACUUAUUAGACUUUUUGGUGCCCAUAUUUGUGGUUUUGUAAUAGGCAUAAACAAAAUAUGAAUCUCCAAAAGAGAUAUUUUACUUGUGUUCCAUAUUGUUUCUGUAAGGUAUUUUACUGCUCUGCAAUGUAUAGUUGUUAAAAUGCAUUGUUGCCUAGAAUAUUCCACAUACCUUGUUUUUAUGUAAGCUACCAAUAAAGAUUUCUGACCUUUGUACUUUUAA
Xenopus laevis (African clawed frog) is the source of this 5843-nucleotide messenger RNA. RefSeq names its product trafficking protein, kinesin binding 2 L homeolog (gene trak2.L). Bases 775 to 3516 code for a protein of 913 amino acids. The transcript is spliced from 17 exons. The record is from RefSeq and is a predicted model, not a curated record. Lineage: Eukaryota; Metazoa; Chordata; Amphibia; Anura; Pipidae. Gene Ontology annotation, cellular component: dendrite; cytoplasmic vesicle; axon cytoplasm. Gene Ontology annotation, biological process: mitochondrion distribution; neurogenesis; protein targeting. Gene Ontology annotation, molecular function: signaling receptor binding; GABA receptor binding; myosin binding.